Molecule: messenger RNA, 1887 nt
Organism: Chinchilla lanigera (long-tailed chinchilla)
Lineage: Eukaryota; Metazoa; Chordata; Mammalia; Rodentia; Chinchillidae
Gene: Ppil4
Product: peptidylprolyl isomerase (cyclophilin)-like 4
Exons: 13
Coding region: 81-1553 (490 amino acids)
Biological process (GO): protein peptidyl-prolyl isomerization
Cellular component (GO): nucleus
Molecular function (GO): RNA binding; peptidyl-prolyl cis-trans isomerase activity
Source: RefSeq, a predicted model, not a curated record
CUCGGCGUAGACGACGCCAGGUUACCCCUGUCACCUCCCUCCCCUCCUCUCUGGGUUAGUGCUCAGCAGGAGUAGGCGCCAUGGCGGUUCUGCUGGAGACCACUUUGGGCGACGUUGUCAUCGACUUGUACACAGAGGAGCGGCCGCGAGCUUGCCUGAAUUUCCUGAAGUUGUGCAAAAUAAAAUAUUAUAAUUAUUGCCUUAUUCACAAUGUACAGAGGGAUUUUAUCAUACAAACUGGUGAUCCUACGGGUACUGGCCGUGGAGGAGAGUCAGUUUUUGGUCAACUGUAUGGAGAUCAGGCAAGCUUUUUUGAGGCGGAGAAGGUGCCAAGAAUUAAGCACAAGAAGAAAGGCACUGUGUCCAUGGUGAACAAUGGCAGUGAUCAGCAUGGAUCUCAGUUUCUUAUUACUACAGGAGAAAAUCUAGAUUACCUUGAUGGUGUUCAUACAGUGUUUGGUGAAGUGACAGAAGGCAUGGACAUAAUUAAGAAAAUUAAUGAGACCUUUGUUGACAAGGAUUUUGUCCCAUAUCAAGAUAUCAGGAUAAAUCAUACAGUGAUUUUAGAUGAUCCAUUUGAUGACCCUCCUGAUUUAUUAAUUCCUGAUCGAUCACCAGAACCCACAAGAGAACAAUUAGAUAGUGGUCGAAUAGGAGCAGAUGAAGAAAUUGAUGACUUCAAAGGAAGAUCAGCUGAAGAAGUAGAAGAAAUAAAGGCAGAAAAAGAGGCCAAAACUCAAGCUAUUCUAUUAGAAAUGGUGGGAGACCUUCCUGAUGCAGAUAUUAAACCACCAGAAAAUGUGCUGUUUGUGUGUAAAUUGAAUCCUGUGACUACUGAUGAGGAUCUGGAAAUAAUAUUCUCAAGAUUUGGCCCAAUAAGAAGUUGUGAAGUUAUCCGAGAUUGGAAAACAGGAGAGUCACUCUGUUACGCUUUCAUUGAAUUUGAGAAGGAAGAAGAUUGUGAGAAAGCAUUCUUCAAAAUGGACAAUGUACUCAUAGAUGACAGGAGAAUCCAUGUGGAUUUUAGCCAGUCUGUUGCAAAGGUUAAGUGGAAAGGAAAAGGUGGGAAAUACACCAAGAGUGAUUUCAAGGAGUAUGAAAAGGAACAGGAAAAACCAUCUAACUUGGUUCUGAAAGAUAAAGUAAAGCCCAAACAGGAUGCAAAAUAUGAUCUUAUACUAGAUGACCAGGCAGAAGACUCAAAAUCAGGUCACUCACACACAAGUAAGAAACACAAGAAAAAAACACGACACUGCUCUGAAGAAAAGGAAGAUGAAGACUACAUGCCAAUCAAAAAUGUUAACCAGGAUAUCUACAGAGAAAUGGGGUUUGGUCACUAUGAAGAAGAAGAAAGCUCUUGGGAGAAACACAAGAGUGAAAAGAGAGACCGACCUCAAAACCGGAGUCGUAGUCGGUCUCGGGAAAGAGACGGGCACUACAGUAAUAGUCACAAAUCCAGGUACCAGGCAGACGCGUACGACAGAGAGAGGAGUAAGAAGAGAGACCGAAGCAGAAGCCCAAAGAAAUCCAAAGAUAAAUCUAAGUACAGAUAAGAGAUGAAUUGGGAAUGAGUGGUUAACAUAUUUAUUCCUGCCUAAUUUAGAGGACCAGGAGAGCAGAUGUUUAGGUUUUGUGUCAGAGAAGUUAAAGACUCUACUUGUUAUUUUUUUUAUACUAGGAUUUUAGAUUUAGUCUGAUAAAAUAGGGCACUGAGUGAUCAAGAAUUGAACCUUUUCUGUGUAUACUUUUUUUACACUAAUGUUAUUAUAUAUAAAUGGUAAUAUUCAUUUUCAGGGUUGUUCACAUUUUGACUCUUAUUUUAUUUUUUUGUCCUUUUUUUGAGACAAGGUCUCGCUAUGCAGUUCAGGCUGAUCUUGAGCUCACUUU